AUGUCGAGGCGCGACGCCGUCGGCGGCGGCGAUGCCGGCUUCUGCCCUGAUGACGGCGAGUCGUCGCCGGCCGUGAGCAGCAAGGCGGUGGUGGAGGAGCUGUACCGAGCGCUGGAGCGCGGCGACGUGGACGCCGUGCGCCGGCUGCUGAACCCGGACGUGGACUGGUGGUUCCACGGCCCGCGCGCGCACCAGCACCUGGUGCUCAUGCGCCUGCUCACCGGCGCCGGCGGCGCCAGCGGCCUCCCGUUCAAGAUCCGGUCCCUGGACGCCUUCGGGCCGACCGUGCUGGCCGAGGGCACCGACGCGACGGGCGCGCUCUACUGGGUGCACGCGUGGACCGUGGGCCCCGGAGGCCGCGUCACCGAGGUGCGCGAGUACUGCAACACCGCGCUCGUCGUGACGAGGCUCGGCGGAGGUGGCGGUGGCGCCGACGCCGCGGCUGCGGCGGCGGAGGAGGCAAAGGCGACGUUCUCGCGGUCCCCGUCAAAGCAGGUGUGGCAGAGCCGGCUGCUACCCGACCGGGCUCGCAGGAACCUCCCUGGCCUCGUGCUUGCCAUCUGA
Messenger RNA from Miscanthus lutarioriparius, 564 nucleotides. The record is from the annotation of a GenBank genome assembly. NCBI's taxonomy places the organism in Eukaryota, Viridiplantae, Streptophyta, Magnoliopsida, Poales, Poaceae.